Molecule: messenger RNA, 607 nt
Organism: Zingiber officinale
Lineage: Eukaryota; Viridiplantae; Streptophyta; Magnoliopsida; Zingiberales; Zingiberaceae
Product: HVA22-like protein i
Exons: 6
Coding region: 84-506 (140 amino acids)
Source: RefSeq, a predicted model, not a curated record
AAAUCGUUGGUGUUGGCUCUCAAUUUGCAUGAAUUAAUCUUAUAGCAAAACUCCAUCUUCUCCCAAAUUAAAGAUUUAUAAUCAUGAUAAGUGCACAAAUUUGCAGAGCUUUGAUACUGGCUCUUGGCUACCUCUUUCCUGCCUACAAAUGCUUCAAGUCUGUGAAAGUGAACAAGCCUGAACCGGAGCAGCUGCGUUCCUGGUGCCAGUAUUGGAUUUUAGUAGCAUUUCUGACAGUUUCAGGAGCAUUCACAGAUGCAUUCUUCUCAUGGUUUCCAUUUUACCAUGAAGCAAAGCUGUUUGCCUUUCUCUUUCUGUGGUAUCCCCAAACAAAGGGAGCAACAUUCAUUUACAAGGCCUAUGUCGGACCUUACCUCACCGAGCAUGAAUCGGAGAUCGAUCGAGCUUUGUUUGAGUCGAGAGCAAGGGCGGUAGAUGCUGCAUUGUUGGCUCGGAAGAUGGUUGCUAGCUACUUGCAGACUAUGAGGUCUAACCGGCUGGUAUGAAAUAUGUUAAGAAAGAAGAAGACAAUUUGGAUGUUUAUCUUUGUUGUUGUAAGAAUAAUUGAAUUGAUUACCAAAGAUAUAAAGAAAAUUUAAAUGAACAA